Messenger RNA from Tauraco erythrolophus (red-crested turaco), 1309 nucleotides. The record is from RefSeq and is a predicted model, not a curated record. Lineage: Eukaryota; Metazoa; Chordata; Aves; Musophagiformes; Musophagidae.
GUGCGGUUUUGCAGGAGAAACAGGACCCAGAUGCAUUAUUCCCAGCGAAAUAAAGAAACCUGACGGCGCAAAGCCUGUCAAAGUUGUUCAGUACAAUAUUAAUACAGAAGAACUUUACUCGUACCUGAAGGAAUUUAUCCACAUGCUGUAUUUCAGACACCUGCUGGUGAAUCCCAGAGACCGCCGUGUUGUCAUCAUAGAAUCUGUCCUGUGCCCGUCACACUUCAGAGACACGCUCACCAGAGUCCUUUUCAAGCACUUUGAGGUACCUUCUGUUCUGUUUGCUCCAAGUCAUCUGAUGUCUCUCCUGACACUUGGGAUCAAUUCUGCCAUGGUGCUGGACUGUGGAUAUGCAGAAAGCUUGGUGCUACCUAUAUAUGAGGGAAUCCCAAUUCUGAGCUGCUGGGGUUCUCUUCCUCUGGGUGGAAAGGCUAUUCACAAGGAGCUGGAAUAUCAGCUGUUGGAGCAGUGCACAGUUGAUACAGGAUUAGCCAAAGGACAAAGCCUUCCAUCUGUGAUGGGCUCAGUUCCGGAAGACAUAGUAGAGGAUAUAAAAGUUCGCACUUGUUUUGUGAGUGAUCUCCAACGGGGACUGAAAAUCCAAGCAGCCAAGUUCAACAUUGAUGGCAGUGCUGAGCGUCCUUCACCGCCUCCAGACGUGGACUAUCCUUUAGAUGGAGAAAAGAUUCUCCAUGUAGUUGGUCCCAUCAGAGACUCCGUGGUGGAGAUACUGUUUGAACAGGAUAAUGAAGAGACAUCUGUUGCCACUUUGAUCUUGGAUUCACUCAUUCAGUGUCCCAUAGACACCAGGAAGCAGUUGGCAGAGAACUUGGUAGUUAUUGGUGGCACUGCCAUGUUGCCAGGAUUCCUUCACAGGCUCAUGGCUGAAAUCCGGUACCUGGUGGAGAAACCAAAAUACAAAGAAGUGCUUGCUACUAAAACCUUCCGAAUCCACACUCCGCCUGCCAAACCCAACUGUGUGGCCUGGCUGGGAGGAGCCAUUUUUGGAGCACUUCAGGACAUACUUGGCAGCCGAUCUGUGUCCAAAGAGUAUUACAGCCAGACAGGCCGCAUACCUGACUGGUGCUGUCUUAAUAAUCCUCCACUGGAAAUGAUGUUUGAUGUUGGAAAAGCUCCCCCACCGUUGAUGAAGAGGGCUUUUUCUACUGAGAAAUAAGCACCUCGAUGCCACACAAGGAUUCUCCUUGUCUGUUUCAAGUAGAUACAUAUAGGCAUUGGCUCUUUUUUUUUGUAUUAAUUUGUGUGUAACACUAUUAAAUAUGAACAGUGUGGAUGUUUUGGGGGAGUA